This is a messenger RNA of Syngnathoides biaculeatus (alligator pipefish), 3513 nucleotides long. RefSeq names its product adiponectin receptor 1a (gene adipor1a). Gene Ontology annotation, biological process: adiponectin-activated signaling pathway. Lineage: Eukaryota; Metazoa; Chordata; Actinopteri; Syngnathiformes; Syngnathidae. The coding region runs from base 458 to 1591 and encodes 377 amino acids. Gene Ontology annotation, molecular function: signaling receptor activity. The record is from RefSeq and is a predicted model, not a curated record. The transcript is spliced from 8 exons. Gene Ontology annotation, cellular component: plasma membrane.
UCAAUUGCCGUUGCAUAUGUUGAGUCUAUGUGUCUCUGGCAAGGCGAAUAAUGUCGCCCGUUUGCCAGCUCAGCGCUAGCUUAGGGGUAACGUUAGCGACAUGUAAUACGGGCGAUCUGUCAUCACACAUUUGUUUGAACUCCCCUUGCUAAAUUAGGAUUUGCCGUGUGACACAGGCUGUUAGCGGUCGAGGGAGGUUCACUUAAUUAAAGCGUCGGUAUCUUCCAUUUGUUAUUCACGCUUUUCUUUCUUUGGUUACUGUAUUCGGUCUGACGCUUUGCUAAGUCACAUCCGUUGUUUGUCUGCCCGCCAGCGUUUGCAAAAUUGCAACCUGCUUGGACGUGCUGUUGUUCGCUUGUCAUCUCGGAUUUGAGCCAUAAAUGCAAAUGAGGAAAUUGAAGUGUACUGUUUGAAGCAGAAUACAGGGACUGUGAGUGGAUUAUCAGGCAGUCUCCUUAUGUCAGGCCGAAACGGGUCUGCAAGUGAUGCAGACUGCCGGAUCUCAGAGGACUGCCAUGUCCCAGAUGUGGAGCUAAUGGAGCUUGGGCCACUGCUGGAGGAGGGAGGCGUUCGCCAGCUGCCCUCCAAAGGUGCCCAUGCGGAGGGAGCAACCAUGCUUGCGGAUGAGGAGGAGGAAGAGGAUGAUGAGGUGGGCGAGGUUCUGACCUUACCACUCCAGGCACACCACGCCAUGGAAAAGAUGGAAGAGUUUGUACACAAAGUUUGGGAGGGGCGCUGGAGAGUCAUUCCCUUCCACGUCCUGCCUGAGUGGCUUAAGGACAACGAUUACCUCCUGCAUGGACAUCGCCCCCCCAUGCCUUCAUUCCGGGCCUGCUUUGGAAGCAUCUUCCGAAUUCACACUGAGACCGGAAACAUUUGGACUCACUUGUUAGGGCUGAUUUUAUUCCUAUGUCUGGGCACGCUAACCAUGUUACGGCCCAAUAUGUAUUUCAUGGCCCCGCUUCAAGAGAAAGUGGUGUUUGGGAUGUUCUUCCUGGGAGCUGUGCUCUGCCUCAGUUUCUCCUGGCUUUUUCAUACGGUCUACUGUCACUCCGAGAAAGUGUCUCGCACCUUCUCCAAGCUUGACUACUCAGGCAUCGCCCUCCUCAUCAUGGGAUCUUUCGUGCCGUGGCUGUAUUACUCGUUCUAUUGUUCUCCUCAGCCGCGACUUAUCUACCUCACCAUUGUUUGUGUUCUCGGCAUUGCCGCCAUCAUAGUGGCCCAAUGGGACCGGUUCUCCACACCUCGACACAGACCCACCAGAGCAGGUGUUUUUAUGGGUCUGGGACUUAGCGGCAUUGUUCCCACAAUGCACUUCACCAUCGAGGAGGGCUUCGUGAAGGCAACUACUGUUGGCCAGAUGGGUUGGUUCUACCUGAUGGGUGCCAUGUAUAUCACUGGAGCUGGUUUGUAUGCAGCCAGGAUCCCUGAACGCUAUUUUCCCGGCAAGUGUGACAUAUGGUUCCACUCCCAUCAGAUUUUUCACGUUCUGGUCGUGGCAGCAGCGUUUAUCCAUUUCUACGGCGUUUCUAACCUGCAGGAGUUCCGCUACGGCCUAGAGGGAGGAUGCACAGAUGACACUCUACUCUGAGAGGCCCAACUGUGACUUGUUUUCUUAAUAGCCCACGCAAACACAACAUGCACACAUAAAAACACAGUCCAAAUGCUGCUGGAAUUCCUUAUAGUUCUUUAUUGCUCGUUAUUUACUUACAUGUUUGCUCACAUGGUGUGAAGGCUCUGGUGAGUUUUGUUUUCUGCUUUGGCUCCUUUUUUUUUUUCUUCUCCAAUUAAGUAGCAUUCACUAGCCAACGAGCUCUGGAGGGAAUCGUCAACACUCACUAUUUUAUCAAUAAUGAAACUUGAAAUUUGUAUCUAAAGUAACACCAUUUCAUGAAAACUGUACCUCCCUCUAACUCACAGGUGUCAAACUCAAGGCCGGGGGCCAGAUCUGGCCCGUCACGUGAUCUUAUGUGGCCCGCGAAGGCAAAUCAUGUAUGUGGAAAUCAGUACAAAAAUUUCAAAUUGUCAUUUAAAUAACUUUGAAAUAUGACAACCAUUUUUGUGUUACCAAACAUGAACACGAGUUAGAAAAUCUUAUUACUCUUGAUUUAUGAUUCCAAAACUAGUUCAUAAAUUUUGUGUCGAAAUAUGAUGACACGAUGAAAGAUUUUUAUGGUGUCACAGUCAUAACGGCCCUCUGGGGGAAACUGUAACUACAAUGUGGCCUACGACAAAAAAUGAGUUUGACACCCCUGCUCUAACUGAUGGUCACUAACCUUUUGGUCUCAGUCUGUCUGCAUGUGACAAAGGGUAAGAAUAUUAAUAAGAGUGCUGUAGCAGUGGGAACACAUUGUAAACUAAUCAUUCUAUCCCACUUUUUUUUUUUUUUUGUCUGUCCAGGGUUGGGGAUGAAUGUACAGUCAGUUAUUUAGGUGCAGAAAAACAAUCCAGGUCAUUGUAGAUCCAAAGGGGCCUCUAUGUGUUUGUUAUAUGAAAUGUUACAUAAGGUAUGUAAGGAUCUUGCCCGAUGUGGACUCUGCUAACAAAUAUUGUUCAAUUGUUGGUUGAAAUGAGGGAUACUUCCACAAAGCGUUUCAGGCUCUGAAAGCUUAGGUCAUGCACCAAACGCUUACCUAGAGUACCGUAGUCUGGAAAGAAAAUCUGUUUAAGUGCUAUCAUCAUGGACUUUCAUAGAUAUUGAAUAUUUUCGUGGCAUAUGAACCUACAAAUGUUAAUGCUGCCAUUUCCUUGGAUUAUAUAUAUAUUUUUAAGGUUGACUUUCAUUUGAUACUGUACAUUCCAUCAUCUGAGAAAAGGUCCUAAACUUACUUGUUUCACAUGACAGAAAGGAUUUGCAGCAGUUGUGUACAAACAACGACUUGAUGAAAGCGACGAAAUUUCAAGAAAUUCCCUGCCGAUAUGUUCCAGACAAUACAUCCUGUUUUUUUUCUAAUGUGUCGAUGUAGGUCCCAGGCUACGCACAAUGUACAGAUCUGGAGGGGUCAAACUGUGUUUUUAUCAGUUGCAAGCUUCCUUUUGUGCAAGAUUUCAGGUGCACUCCGAGGUGUGAAUAGCAAAUGCACCGUCUAUUGUUAAAUUGAAGACUUUUAAUGAACAGAUGGGGUUUAAAAUGUUACGUAUGAUUGGUACAAAACUCUACUAUUCCUGUGCCUUAGGCCAAUGGAAAUGUUUUAAAUAAAAUGGCCUAUCUGAAUUGUCAAGGGUUCCGCAAUGAUUUCCAGAUGUAGACUCAUCUUGUUUUCCUUGCCAUAUACAAUCAAAUCAUUAUUGAACUACAACCACAUGGACAGGUUUUAUCAACUGCUGUUUAAGACUACUUUUCUAGAUCAACUUAUUCAAGCUUUAUUACAAACUAAAAUAAUGUGUAUUCUUGACUUUGUGUUAUGUCCUGUGUAGAAAGUGAGAAAUCAUACAUUUCAUUGAAAUGUAGACAUAACUAUUUAUUAAUUGUAAUCUUGGGAAAAAUACUGUAAUAAAUUUUUUUUUUCCACA